AUGAUCAACGUCCAUGAUGUGCUUGUUGGAGAUGUUAUAUCCCUUGAACCUGGAGAUAUCAUCUCUGUCGAUGGCGUGUCCAUCGACGGUCACAAUGUCAAAUGCGACGAGUCUUCCGCAACGGGCGAAUCGAAUGCGAUUCGCAAAACUCUAGGCAGCGCCGUCAUGAAGCUCUUGGAGUCUGGUCAUUCUACGAGAGGCCUCGACCCCUUUAUAAUAUCCGGCGCGGAGGUUCUUGAGGGGGUCAGCACCUUCAUGGCUACCUCCGUCGGUGUUCACAGUAGUUUCGGCAAGAUUAUGAUGUCGGUCCGUACUGAGCUUGAGGCCACCCCGCUCCAAGUAAAGCUUGGUAGACUUGCCAUGGCUAUCGCAAAGAUCGGAAGUUCCGCUGCUGUACUUCUUUUCUUCAUUCUUUUGUUCCGGUUUGUGGGUGGUCUAUCCAGCGACAGCCGAACCCCAACCGAGAAGGGCUCUGCAUUCAUGGAUAUCCUGAUCGUCGCCGUCACAAUCAUCGUUGUCGCAGUACCAGAGGGUCUACCUCUAGCCGUGACCCUUGCCUUGGCUUUUGCGACAGCGAGGAUGCUGAAGGAGAACAAUCUUGUGCGAGUACUGCGAGCUUGUGAAACGAUGGGCAACGCCACGGCGAUUUGCUCAGAUAAGACAGGAACCUCGACCACAAACAAGAUGACGGUUGUCGCAGGUACUUUCGGAGGUACGAGCUUUGCGCAGAACGACACAGAUGUGACUUCAAGCCAAAGCCAGACGAUCUCAGCAUGGGCUUCGAAGGUCACCCCCGAAGCGAAGGAACUCCUCAUACAGUCUGUAGCCAUCAAUGCCACCGCAUUUGAAGGUGAAGAGGAGGGAAAACCAGUAUUCGUCGGAUCGAAGACCGAGACCGCACUGUUACAACUCACAAGGGACUACCUUGGUCUGGUGUCUCUCUCUGAAACCCGCAAUAAUGCGAAUGUCGUGCAUAUGAUGCCAUUCGACUCUAGAAAGAAGCGCAUAGCGGCUGUAGUCAAGCUCAAGGCUAGUAGGUACCGCCUGGUCGUCAAAGGCGCCUCCGAAAUCCUUCUUGGAUACUGCACGUCCCAUGCAGACUUUGAAACUCUUCAAGCUGAGCCGCUAUCCAAAUUCCACCGGCAAUCCCUGCGCGAUACAAUCGAUCAAUACGCGAAGCGAUCCCUCAGGACAAUCGGACUUGUAUACCAGGACUUCCCUCAAUGGCCUCCUUCCAAUGCCGAACUGAACGAGGGCGGCGUCGUCGAGAUGGGCUCUGUGCUGCGCGAUCUUGUGUUCUUCGGAGUCGUCGCUGAAUGCGGCAUUUACACAGAGGGAGGCGUUGUUAUGGAAGGUCCAAACUUCCGGCGUUUGUCCGAGGAUGAGAUGGAUGCGAUUCUUCCCCGACUUCAAGUUCUCGCGCGCUCGUCUCCGGAGGAUAAGGGAAUCCUUGUCGUGCGGCUCAAGGCGCUCGGAGAUAUUGUUGCUGUGACGGGUGACGGCACGAACGAUGCACCCGCCCUGAAAGCCGCAAACAUUGGCUUUUCGAUGGGUAUUGCGGGCACUGAGGUCGCAAAGGAGGCCUAUGCGAUUGUUCUCAUGGAUGACAACUUCUCAUCUAUCAUCACUGCACUCAUGUGGGGACGCGCUGUGAAUGAUGCGGUUCAGAAGUUUCUACAGUUCCAAAUCACGGUCAACAUCAUCGCCGUCAUUCUGGCCUUUGUCACCGCCGUCUACGAUCCUAACAUGCGGCCUGUUCUCAAGGCUGUACAGCUACUCUGGGUCAACCUGAUCAUGGAUACUUUCGCCGCGCUUGCGCUCGCCACUGAUCCACCGACGGAAGAAAUACUCAACCGGCCUCCACAUGGCAAGGACAAGUCACUCAUCACCACAACCAUGUGGAAGCAGGUCAUGGGUCAAAACAUCUACAAGCUCGCCGCCAUCUUCAUCCUCUACUUCGCUGGUGGCGACAUUCUCGGCUACGACCUCUCCGACCAAAACAAGCAGCUCGAGCUCGACACCAUCAUCUUCAACGCCUUCGUCUGGAUGCAAAUCUUCAACAUCUUCAACAACCGGCGACUCGACAACAGGCUCAAUGUGUUCGAAGGCGUCCACCGCAACCCCUACUUUAUUGGCAUAGUCGCUCUCAUCGUCGGUCUGCAGAUCGUGAUCAUUUUCGUUGGAGGUCGUGCUUUCCAGAUCAAGUCUGGCGGCAUUGACGGAACUCAAUGGGCCAUAUCUAUUGUUGUUGGUGUCGUGUGUAUUCCCUGGGCUAUCGUUAUCCGGUACUUCCCCGAUCCGUGGUUUGCAGCUGUUGCGCGCGUUGCUGCGCCUACGACGCCGACGACGCCUAUAACGCCGCCAAUUGUUGUGGUUAAAAAUGAUGCGACUGUCAUUGAGAAGGGACAUUAG
This is a messenger RNA of Trematosphaeria pertusa, 2412 nucleotides long. Its product is annotated as calcium-translocating P-type ATPase. Gene Ontology annotation, molecular function: P-type calcium transporter activity; ATP hydrolysis activity; ATP binding. Gene Ontology annotation, cellular component: membrane; intracellular membrane-bounded organelle. The record is from RefSeq and is a predicted model, not a curated record. Gene Ontology annotation, biological process: intracellular calcium ion homeostasis. The transcript is spliced from 6 exons. NCBI's taxonomy places the organism in Eukaryota, Fungi, Ascomycota, Dothideomycetes, Pleosporales, Trematosphaeriaceae. The coding region runs from base 1 to 2412 and encodes 803 amino acids.